Nanorana parkeri is the source of this 895-nucleotide messenger RNA. RefSeq names its product ADP ribosylation factor like GTPase 15 (gene ARL15). The transcript has 5 exons. Gene Ontology annotation, molecular function: GTPase activity; GTP binding. The coding region runs from base 131 to 709 and encodes 192 amino acids. NCBI's taxonomy places the organism in Eukaryota, Metazoa, Chordata, Amphibia, Anura, Dicroglossidae. The record is from RefSeq and is a predicted model, not a curated record.
GAGAAGGAAGAGGAGAGAGGGGACAGUUCCAGCAGCAAGUUGCUUUUAUUAUUGAAGCGGCGACAGUGAGCGGACCGCCAGAGGAGGAAGCCCCCGGGUGCACGGCACAGCCCCCUCACUGCAUGAGUCCAUGGAUUACAUGUGUUUUCGAGCCCUCUGCUGUAAGGGUCCUCCACCACCACGCCCUGAAUAUGAUAUUGUAUGUAUAGGUCUCACAGGAUCCGGCAAGACAAGCCUUUUAUCACAGCUGUGCAGUGAGAGCCAAGACAACAUUGUGCCUACCACAGGUUUUAGUAUAAAAGCGGUUCCGUUCCAUAGUGCCAUUCUGAAUGUAAAAGAACUUGGAGGAGCAGCGAAUAUACGGAAGUACUGGAGUCGUUAUUAUCAGGGAUCUCAAGGUGUAGUCUUUGUUCUUGAUAGUGCCUCAUCAGAAGAAGACCUAGAAACUGCCAGAAAUGAGCUCCAUUCAGCUCUUCAGCACCCACAACUAUGCACUUUACCAUUUUUAAUAUUGGCUAAUCACCAAGACAAACCAGCGGCUCGUUCCAUACAAGAGAUCAAGAAGUAUUUCGAACUUGAACCACUGGCACGAGGCAAAAGAUGGAUUCUACAGCCAACCUCACUGGACAACAUGGAAGCUGUAAAGGACAGCUUUUCAAUGCUAAUAAACCUUUUAGACGAUCAAGAACUUGAGCCUGUUCAGUUGUGAGAAGUCUCGGACACAGCAGGCUUCUUCACCUUGUACUAGGAACAUUUUUACUUCUUAGGAAUAUUAUACAUAAACAGCAGCAUCAAAUCUGGGUCGCAGAGAGUCCUUAUUGUUUGCUGCCUUAUAUCUACAUCUAAUUGCUUCUUUUUUAAUAUAUAUUUUUUGUGGAUAGUAUCAUUUAAGCAG